AUGUCUGGGCAAGAGGACGCUGAGAGGACACGCCGAAACUAUCACGCGCCAUACACAGCCAAGCAUCCCAUCCCGACCAUCUCCGAGUACCGAGAAGAGAAGCAGGCCCGCGAGGAUGCCGCUGGUGUUGGGGAUGGAGCCGACCUAGAGCAGAGCCGCACCGAUCGCGCCAAGGAAGGAUGGAGAACGUACUGGCGAGGAGACGACAAGGAGGAUGGCAAUGAGGAACAAGGACAGGAGCACGACCAGCCGCAGGACGGCCAGUCGCAAGGACGUCAUGCUGGCAUGGACAUAGAUGGAGAUGGCGACGUUGACGAAGAAGACGAGAAAGAGGCAGAAGCGGUGGUGGACACAUCUGAAGUCACGCCAGUCUCGCAGAAAGGCGGCAAGAGAGGUAAGAACAAGCAAGCACGAGCAGAGCGAGAAGUUACAGACCCGAUCACGCAUCUGCCUGUGAAGAUCUACGACUUCACCGAAGACUCUCUCAAGGAUGUCGACGAAAACCCUCUGCCUUUUGGCAGGACCACGAGAACAGCGACUGGACUCAGUAACAAGGCCAAGACGGAUCAAGAGCUUCGGGAAGAGACCGGAGAGAUCGCAAAGGGGAAGGAGUCUAUGAGCGCGCUCUUUCCUCCACCCAGCUACGAAGUGGUGAAACAGGACAUGAUCAAGAUCAACAACAUGGGCAUCGCAGUAGGGCUGUCUGGCGCAGCCAUUAUUGUUGUCUUCGCCAUUUUGCUAGAGCGCAUGAUCACACCACAAUGGCUGGCACACAUAUUUGGCGUGAAAGAGCAGUCAAGUUGGCUGUUUCGGUUCGGCACGUGGCCAGGUUUGGCAGCUCUCAGUGCGACAGGCAUCUUCUUCUUGAUUUCAGGAGUUCGAGAAUGGGUGACGAAUCGCAUGAAAGACGAAUGGGAAGAUCAGAUCUGGGAGGGUAAUCUGGAAGCGAAGAGGCAGGAGGCGAAAGCCCACGAAACAGAGUCGACAAUGUGGCUGAACCAGCUCGUGGGCUCUGUAUGGCCUCUGAUCAAUCCGGAUCUCUUCACGAGCCUUGCAGACAUGCUCGAAGAUGUCAUGCAAGCAUCGUUACCACGCCUGGUGCAGAUGGUGAGCGUGGACGAUAUUGGGCAAGGUAGUGAGAGUUUAAGGAUCCUGGGUAUUCGAUGGCUACCAAGUGGUGCUGCUGGUCGAUCGGUGGGCAACGAUGGCAAGGUCCAGUCCGAGAAAGACAGUAAGAAGAGUAACGAUCGAUCCGUACCCGGUCAAGGCGAAGUCGACCAGUCGGCUGGACAAGGUGAUCAAAAGCAACAGAACGGCGAUCAGGAUCAGGACCAAGACCAGGAUCAAUCAGAUGGAGGUGCAGAGAAGGCCCAGGUCGCUGAGGGCAUGGAGGCAGAGGAAGGCGACUUCAUCAACCUUGAAGUUGCUUUUGCCUACCGCGCUCGAAAGUCCGAGUCGUUCAAGGACCGCACCAAGGACAUGCACCUUUACCUCGCCUUCUAUCUGCCCGGUGGCUUGAAGCUUCCAAUCUGGGUCGAUGUCAAGGGUGUUGUCGGGACUUGUCGAAUGCGACUGCAAUUGGCACCGGACCCGCCCUUCUUCGCCCUUUGCACUCUCACUUUCCUCGGGCAGCCCAAGGUCGACAUCAGUUGUAUCCCCUUGUUCAAGCGCGCACUCAACAUCAUGGAUCUACCACUGAUCAGCAAGUUCGUGCAAAGCUCAGUCGAUGCUGCCAUGGCAGAGUACGUCGCGCCGAAGAGCUUGACACUGGAUCUCAAGGACAUGCUGGCAGGAGACGACUUCAAGAAGGACACGGUCGCACGCGGCAUUCUCGUGGUUGACAUUAUUCAUGGCUAUGACUUCAAGGAGGGCGACACUAAGAUUCCCAUGAUCUCUGACGGCAGUUCGGACCCCUAUGUAUCCGUUGGCUGGGCCAAGUUUGGCAAGCCGAUGUUCAGUACCAGAGUUUUGAUCAGUGAGCAGGAGCCAUUCUGGCAUGAGCGAGCUGUGCUGUUAGUGACGCCAGAGGAGCUGAACGUGGACGAGCGCCUUCGACUGCAGCUAUGGGACUCGGACCGCUUUACUGCAGAUGAUGAUCUAGGUCGCAUAGAAGUGGACCUGAAGCAGAUCAUGACUUCGGAUGAUACAAACGGCAAGAUGCAUUAUCGCACUGAUGGUUUCCGUGCCCUCAAGGCGGGCGAGAAUAUGCCCGGUAAGCUCGAGUGGCGAGUAGGGUAUUUCUCAAAAGCUCGACUUCAAGCUUGCCAGUUCCAGAAGCAGACCUACGACAAGGAGAUCCGGUCAGAGCAAGACCUGGAAGAGAAGGUCAAGGCUACCUGCGAACGAAAGCUUCGUGAAGCUUCGAUCAAGAAGGGUCGUCAUGGCCGUGAUAUGGGUGAGCUUGAACAACAGAAGAAGCAAGAACGCAAGGCCACAGAAGAUGCCAUCAUCAUCUGCGCUCCACCACCUGAUGGUUACCCAAGCGGUGUCUUCUCGAUUCAAAUCCACCAAAUCACCGGCCUUGAACUCGAGCGCCUGAGCAAACCGGAAACAGACAACCGCGAUGACGAAGCCGAAGAAGGAGGCGACAUGCCCUCCGCAUACUGCAACAUCAUCAUCAACCACCGCAAAGUCUUCAAGACCAGAACGAAGCCUAAGAACUCCAAGCCCUUCUACAACGCCGGCACCGAGCGUUUCAUCCCCGAUUGGCAUAACGCCGAAGUCUACGUCGCCGUUCGCGACGCCCGCGAAGGUGAGAACGAUCCACUCCUCGGCAUCGUCCACCUCCCUCUUGGGGAAGUCUUCAAAGAUCGCGCGCAAAUCAACGGCUACUAUCCCAUCAUGGGCGGCAUCGGCUACGGCCGCAUCAGAAUCUCCAUGGUCUGGCGGAGCGUCCAACUCCAAGCACCACCCGAACAACUCGGCUGGGAAUGUGGCACUCUCGAAGCCAAACCCGUCAUCGACAGUACCCAGUGUCGAAUCCCCUCCGACCUCUCUGACCUAACCAUGAAAUUUCACACCAGCAUCGGCAAUGCGAAAAUGUGGCCACACAAAUCGGACCAAAACUGGCGAACGCGUCGAGGCCGAAGUCUCUUCCUUCCUGUGCAGAAACGCUACGCUUCCUGCCUCGCGAUUCGAUUCAAACGCCAUGGCCUCAUCAAGGACAAGACUGCUGCUUUUGCCAUCCUGUGGCUUAAGGACAUUCCCGAUGAAGAAGAGAAGACUCUCACCCUACCAAUUUACAAAGGCGACUACGACCGCGCCUCGACCUGUACCCUCGAUGCCAACGAUACUGGAGAGAAAUCUUCCCCGGGCGAGAAAGUAGGCCACCUCACCCUGACGCUGACAUUCUGGUCCGGCCUCGGACGCGCGCACAGUAACUGGGCCAGCAAAGACCCUGAUCUUAAGAACGUCAUGGAGGUCCUUGAUGUGGCGCAUGAUAGUUAUGAGUCGAAAAAGACGGAGGAGAUGGUGGGCAUUACGGACGGGGAUGGGAAUAAUACUGAUUCCUCCUCCGACUCGGACUCGGAUUAUGAUAGCUCUGAUGAUGACCGUAGCGGCGGCAAACCACCCCAAGCCGACGGUGGCGCUGAUGGCACCGUAGCGAAACAAGGCGACGACGGCAAACGCAACAUCAUCGAUAAGGCCAAAGACUACAGUCACCAUGCGAAGCAGCAGCAUAGGAGGAAUAGGGGUGCUAUGCAGUUUAAGAUCCCCCGAACAGCGAAUUGGGCCAAAGACAAAGCGGAGAGAGUCGAGGGAAAGGUUAAGGGGAUAUUUAGUCGGCAUACCAGGGAACCGGGCAUUGAGACUGAGGUGUAG
Molecule: messenger RNA, 3822 nt
Organism: Fulvia fulva
Lineage: Eukaryota; Fungi; Ascomycota; Dothideomycetes; Mycosphaerellales; Mycosphaerellaceae
Exons: 2
Coding region: 1-3822 (1273 amino acids)
Molecular function (GO): lipid binding
Source: RefSeq, a predicted model, not a curated record